Messenger RNA from Schizophyllum commune H4-8, 2311 nucleotides. Its product is annotated as heat shock protein 70. Bases 52 to 2064 code for a protein of 670 amino acids. NCBI's taxonomy places the organism in Eukaryota, Fungi, Basidiomycota, Agaricomycetes, Agaricales, Schizophyllaceae. The record is from RefSeq and is a predicted model, not a curated record. The transcript is spliced from 8 exons. Gene Ontology annotation, molecular function: misfolded protein binding; heat shock protein binding; ATP-dependent protein folding chaperone. Gene Ontology annotation, biological process: protein refolding; endoplasmic reticulum unfolded protein response; cellular response to unfolded protein. Gene Ontology annotation, cellular component: endoplasmic reticulum chaperone complex; endoplasmic reticulum lumen; cytoplasm.
AUAAAACCGUCGGACCGCCAUUUCGCCAACUCACUCUUCCCUUCCUCCGCCAUGCCGCCGUCGCGCGCACAGUCGCAGCGUCUCCUUUCAACACUUUCCUUACUCUUCUUUGCGCUCGUCGCAGUUCUGUGCCUCGCCCCCGUCGCACGGGCUAGCGACGCGCAUCCGGAGUACGGACAUGUCAUCGGUAUUGAUUUGGGAACAACAUACUCUUGCGUUGGUGUAACGCAAGGAGGACGUGUCGAGAUCAUUGCCAAUGACCAGGGUCACCGUAUAACGCCGUCAUGGGUUUCUUUCACUGAGGAUGAGCGUCUUAUCGGUGAUGCCGCGAAGAACGCAUUCCACACCAACGCGCAGAACACGGUCUUCGACGCGAAGCGUCUCAUUGGCCGCAAGUUCGACGACCCGGAAGUUCAGAAGGACAUGAAGCACUGGCCGUUCAAGGUCGUCGAGAAGGCCGGCAAGCCCGUCAUCCAGGUUCACUACAAGGGCGACCUCAAGACCUUCACCCCUGAGGAGAUUUCCGCCAUGGUUUUGACGAAGAUGAAGGAGACCGCUGAGGCGUACCUCGGCGAGAAGGUCACCCACGCUGUUGUCACCGUCCCGGCCUACUUCAACGACGCUCAGCGCCAGGCUACCAAGGACGCUGGUACCAUCGCCGGUCUUGAGGUCCUCCGUAUCAUCAACGAGCCCACGGCCGCCGCUAUUGCGUACGGUCUCAACAAGAAGGGCGGCGAGUCGCAGAUCAUCGUCUACGAUCUCGGUGGUGGUACCUUCGAUGUCUCCCUCCUCUCCAUCGACGACGGCGUCUUUGAGGUCUUGGCUACCGCUGGUGACACCCAUCUUGGUGGCGAGGACUUCGACAACCGCGUUAUCGAGUACAUGCUCAAGCAGUACAAGAAGAAGACCGGCACCGAUGUCUCGAAGAACCUCCGCGCUCUGGGCAAGCUCAAGCGCGAGGUCGAGAAGGCCAAGCGUACCUUGUCUUCGCAGCAGAGCACCCGCAUCGAGAUCGAGUCCUUCGAGGACGGUAACGACUUCUCGGAGACUCUCACCCGCGCCAAGUUCGAGGAGAUCAACAUCGACCUCUUCCGCAAGACGAUGAAGCCCGUCGAGCAGGUUCUCAAGGAUGCUGGUGUCAAGAAGGAUGACGUUGACGAGGUUGUCCUCGUCGGUGGUUCCACCCGUAUCCCCAAGGUCCAGCAGCUCCUCAAGGAGUUCUUCGGUGGCAAGGAGCCCUCCAAGGGUAUCAACCCUGACGAGGCUGUCGCCUACGGUGCCGCCGUCCAGGCUGGUGUCCUUUCCGGCGCUGAGGGCUCUGGCGAGGUCGUCCUUGUCGACGUCUGCCCGCUUACCCUCGGUAUCGAGACCACUGGCGGUGUGAUGACCAAGCUCAUCCCUCGUAACACCAUCAUUCCCACCAAGAAGUCCCAGAUCUUCUCGACCGCCGCCGACAACCAGCCCACUGUUCUGAUCCAGGUGUAUGAGGGCGAGCGGUCGUUGACGAAGGACAAUAACCUCCUCGGCAAGUUCGAGCUCACCGGUAUCCCGCCCGCGCCUCGCGGUGUCCCUCAGAUUGAGGUCACCUUCGAGAUCGACGCCAACGGUAUCAUGAGGGUUGCCGCCGCCGACAAGGGCACCGGCAAGUCCGAGUCCAUCACUAUCAAGAACGAGAAGGGCCGCCUGUCGCAAGAGGACAUUGACCGCAUGGUCCAGGAGGCUGAGGAGUUCGCCGCCGAGGACGAGGCUCAGCGCAAGCGUAUCGAGGCCCUCAACUCCUUGUCCGCCUACGUGUUCGGCCUCAAGGGCCAGCUCGGCGACCAGGAGGGUCUCGGUGGCAAGCUCUCCGACGACGACAAGAAGUCGAUCCUCGCCACCCUCAAGGAGGCGACCGACUGGAUCGACGAGAAUGGCUCGGAGGCUUCCACCGACGACAUCGAGGAGAAGCUCGCCGAGAUCCAGACCGCGAUCAACCCGAUCACGUCGAAGAUCUACGCCGACUCUUCCGCCGGUGGUCAGGACUGGGACGCGCAGGAGCCGUUCGCCGACCACGACGAGCUAUGAGCGCGAUGUUGACGAUUGUACUGAUGCUCACGAGCAGAGCGCUCGGAGCGGGAGGGCUAGUUGGGGUCCUAGGUUGGGUCAAAACAUGCCGUUGCACGCAUCGUAUUAUAUUAUUAAUGACAGUCUCUGCAACCGGAUUGGCAUCGCAUCUUGCAGGCAUUGUUUACUGUAUACAAUAGACUGGAUAAAGACCAAAAACAAUGGAACAGAUGUGUGAUGAGGGACACCCUUUGAAGUGUGGGUCCAC